This is a messenger RNA of Colletotrichum acutatum, 1341 nucleotides long. RefSeq lists its product as uncharacterized. Gene Ontology annotation, cellular component: PcG protein complex; transcription regulator complex; chromatin. The transcript is spliced from 3 exons. Gene Ontology annotation, biological process: regulation of transcription by RNA polymerase II. The coding region runs from base 1 to 1341 and encodes 446 amino acids. Gene Ontology annotation, molecular function: RNA polymerase II cis-regulatory region sequence-specific DNA binding; DNA-binding transcription factor activity, RNA polymerase II-specific. The record is from RefSeq and is a predicted model, not a curated record. NCBI's taxonomy places the organism in Eukaryota, Fungi, Ascomycota, Sordariomycetes, Glomerellales, Glomerellaceae.
AUGGGUAUUGGCAACUUGAUGAAUCAAAGAGGUGCCGCUAUGCAACACAUUCACAACGGAACUACUCCCGAACGUCAAAUGCAUCAACUCCCCCAACUCACCGCAAGAAACAUGCCCGAACCACCUAUGGACCGUGCCGGCUCUCCCCACGGCUCCGAAUACUCUCAACACUCUCGUCACACAAUGGAAGGCGUCCCGCGUUCCUACCCUUCACCCAGCGCCAUGGUCGGCGCUCCGAUGCAGAUGCAGAUGCCUGUCUCCCACAUGGGACCAGGCCCUGUAAUCCUGCCCGGAAUCCCUCAGCAUGAUAUGUCUCAGGGCAUGCCUCAAUACAAGGCACCCGAGCAGCAGGCACCUCAGCAGCCCACCAAGGCUUACCCGUGCAGCACAUGCGGCAAGGGCUUUGCUCGCCGAAGUGAUCUUGCCCGUCACGAACGUAUCCACAGCGGAAUCCGUCCUCAUGUUUGCGAUUUCCCCAACUGCGGAAAGCAGUUCAUCCAACGAUCUGCUCUCACUGUCCAUCAGCGAGUCCACACCGGAGAGAAGCCUCACAUGUGUGAGCGAUGUGGCAAGCCUUUCAGCGACAGCAGUUCCCUGGCACGCCACCGUCGUAUCCACUCCGGCAAGCGUCCGUACAAGUGCCCGUAUGCCGAUUGUCAGAAGACGUUCACUCGCCGUACUACCCUGACCAGGCAUCAAAACCACCACACCGGUACAGUAGAGGAGGCCGCUGCGGCCACCGCUGCUGCUCUGGCUGCUCGUGGAGCCACUGGCAAGCCGAACACGACUCGUUCUGAUGGAGAUGCCAUGUCCAACCGUGGAUCGCCUCUCACCACGCCUUCGCCUGGCCAGCGCACCCUCUCGAUGUCUCCCAGUGCCGACAGCAUGCACCGUGCCAACUCCGAGUUCCAGUACAUGGGCAACAGCUCACUUCCGGUUCACCUGCAGCGAGACAUGCACGUUGGCAGCCCGGCAUCGACAUCUUCUGGGGGCUACAAUACUGGUAUGCGACCUACCUCGCACCCCACCAGCUACGGACCACCUCCGACGCUCGAGCCCAGCGUCGAGCAGCAUUCCGGCCCCGGCAGUGCUGGCGGUAGCCCUCACAUGGGCUCCGUCGGAUGGCAGUCUCCGUCGCACGUGCCAUCGCCCUCGCACAGCAGCAACGGUGGUGGCUAUACUUACCCCGACCCCGACGCCUACCCCUCUGCGCCUUCGCUCGGUGGCCAGAUGUUCUACGGCAACCCAGCUCAGGUUCGCCGCCCUCAGAGCACCGAGCCUCCCGCUGGCGCCUACGAUAUUAAGGGUCGUCAAGGCGAGCUGUGGGCAGGUGCCCAUUAG